This is a messenger RNA of Actinia tenebrosa (Australian red waratah sea anemone), 1861 nucleotides long. RefSeq lists its product as uncharacterized. Gene Ontology annotation, biological process: protein dephosphorylation. The record is from RefSeq and is a predicted model, not a curated record. NCBI's taxonomy places the organism in Eukaryota, Metazoa, Cnidaria, Anthozoa, Actiniaria, Actiniidae. Gene Ontology annotation, molecular function: protein tyrosine phosphatase activity; protein binding.
AACAAAAAAAUAAUCCGAAUAAACAGGAGAAAAUGGCCUAAAUGGUGGGCGCAAUAACCCUCUCUGUGGUGGUGUGUACACGAUACCCAUUGGACAAGGCAGGUCUUUUUUCUGUAUACCAAGCAUGAUGGGACGGUACUUGACUAUCAGAAUAAAUGGUCGUAUUGGAAGCCUGUCAUUAUGCGAGGUGGAGGUUUACACAGAAAAUAAUCUAGGUCUGGCCAUUGGUAUAUUCAAUGGCAGCGCUGUACCAGACGACAGGUUUUCAGCAAGUUCUGGUUUUAGUAACACGAGGUCUGCAGCCAAAGCAAGGCUCCUUGGUAACAGUUCAUGGAGACCACGUGACGAUGAUACCAACCCAUGGUUACAAAUAGACCUUGGAGAGAUUUACUACGUGUGUGCUGUGGCUACACAAGGUGACCCAAACGUCGAUGAGAGGACAAUAAAAUACAAAGUUAAAGGGUCUGUCGGCAAUGACUCUCAGUGGACAACUAUGGAAAGGGAUGAUUUGAUAUUCACUGCAAGUACAGACCCAUCCCGGGUCAUCAUGCACAUCCUUCACAGUCCUCUAUCGGCAAGAAUGAUACGUUUCUAUCCUAUAGAAAAGAAUAAAGUUCACGCUCUGAGGGUAGAAAUAUAUGGUGUUAUCAAGAAGCCCGCUCUUCCACGACCGUCACAAAUAGAAGAUAAGCUAUUGGAUGCAAGUCAAGGUUCAUAUGUAGACUUGGUGUGCAGAGCAGAAAGAGGACUGAGCAUCAAAUGGUACCAUAACGAUACAGACAUUACAAGUUACUCUAUCGGUACAGUAAGAACAGGAUCAAUACUCAUAUCAACACUACGUGUAAACUACAGAUGUUUAUGACAAAUAUUCUUGUGACAAAGCGCUAAGACACUGUACCAGUUUGGACUACAUUUGUCAAGUGGAUUAUGGUUCAUACAGAAAAUUGCAGAGCAGAGGAAGCAUCUCAACAUUAUUAGUGCCCACGAGACCAAGACAUCUUAACGCCACAAUCAACCCUCAACGUGGGACCCAAAGACCAACUGUAACGUUGAAGUGGGAGAAACCAAUGAGAGCAAUUGGCAAAAUAACAAGCUAUACCCUAUUCUAUAACUACGUCAUUGAUAAUAAAAGCAAUAUGCCGUCAAUGGCCAUUACCGAUUUUACAACCAUGAGCUACACGAUUAAAGUCAUUGGUGGAGCACGUUUUGGAUUCUAUUUGAAAGCGAAGGCMAAUGRUCUUAUUGGAGAUCCYUCUCAAACGUGGACUGCAMACAUUCAGGAAUGUAAACCGUCAUCUGCUCCAGCAAACAUCAAAGUGACUAUGUCCGACAAGGGAAAAUACAACGUGUCAUGGGAAGAAAUACCUAGAGAGCUAAGCAAUGGUAAGAUUAUUGCCUUCGAGGUAAAUUGGUCUUCCUUGGCUAGACGAAUACGUCGAUCACCUGUCGUAUCUCGUGCAGCUAAUGCUAGCGAGUCACCAUACAUACUGGUGAACAUAAGCCUUACAGACAACAUGAAGUACAACAUCACUGUACGAGGAUACACCAUUGCAGGUCCUGGCCCAUUUAGCGAUCCUAUAGUCCUUAAAAAAGAGAAAGCGGAAGAAAGUAAGUAGGAUGAUCAAGUAUCUGAUUUAGUCGUAGUGGUUGCUGUUGUUUUCUCUUUACUCUUCGUCCUAGCCGUUGUGUUGAUCGUCGUUAUUUUCUGGUAUAAAAAACAUAAAGGCGAAGAUAUAGUAAUAUAUGGACGAACUAUUUUUGGAGGGUCUAACAAAGAUACCCCUCAUGAGGACAACCUCGGAGCACAAGAAACAAUCUACCUAGUUCCCGUCGGUAAGCAAUGAUUUGCAGCCUUGAUUAA